UAAGACUGUAGGAUUGACUAAAUCCGUCGAAAGCUUUAAUCGCUGAAGAAGAAUCACUGCUCUCCUGAAGGAAGACCAACUAAACAAAUCUUUAUACCUUCAGCAAAUAUUUUAGAAUACUAACCGCCUUAAUCAUCUUUUCCUUCAGUCUUCAGCUUACGAACUACGUGGAUAUCGUAAACUUGGUCAAAACAGAUAGCUAUUGGUAGCUCACAAGGUCUUCGGCAGGGAAAGUUGUGUUGAGUGUAUGAACAUUUUUGUCUGAACAGAGAAAGCUGACAAGGCGCAGUGUUUAAUGUAAUUGCGAAAUGAGUAUGUUAACCUCGUAGGCUACAUGACAUAAUGCAGAAACUGACCGAUGACAAACUUUUACCGCGCAAAACACCCGAUGCCCGAAGCACGUUGCAGUUGGAUUCUGAGGGAGAGACGAUGGAUGAAAUUACUCAGCAUAUUGACAUGAUGAGUCACAAGCAAGCCUGCCUCGACCUGGAGAAGGCCACUCAAUUCAUCACAUAUGCAUUACAGCAUGAAGUAGGUAGGAACCAGGAGCUCUGCGUGUUGAUUCGCCGUCUAGAAGAGAAGGAGGUGGAGACUGGGCGGAGUCUGGCGGAGCAGGCUGAGUCAAACCGACAGCUGAAGCUGAAGAACGAUGAACUACAGAAACACCUGGAGGAAAAAGACAACUCACUGUCACAAGCCAACCAGACUGUGGCUUUCCUGAAGAAUGAACUAAGGGACCUGCAUCAGCAGCUGCGAAGACAGCAGAGCAAUCAUAGGACAAUUCAGGAUGUGAAUGAGUCGCUGCAGGGUGGGGAAAGCCAGUUCAAGGAUGAGCCAAUGGAGAGUUACAGCUCUCCUCUCCAAUCAGACCAGAUGACAACAGCUCAGGAGUCACUGGUCUGGUCAGAACCACUGGUCUCGUCUGAUGCCCAGAGUCCACUGGUGUUAUCGUCUCAUCAUAGUCUGCCUGUCUCAUCCAGUGCUGAAAGUCCGCUGGUCUCGUCUCACACGCUGGUCUCAGCUGAUGCUCAGAGGCUGCUGGUCUCGUCUCACACGCUGGUCUCAGCUGAUGCUCAGAGGCUGCUGGAGGCUCCUGUUUCUGGGAUUAAAGAAGAAGAUGCUGAUGAUGGAGAUGAGUACAAUCAGCCUGACAGAGCUGACCCCGGGACCGAACAGACCCCCCCCCCAGCUGAAGACAUAAAAACUGAACUGAUGCAGGAACAGGAGGACAAAUCCAGCAUACCUCUUGUCCUUUGCUCCAAAACAGACCUGUCCCCCACAGACCCCAUGUCUCUGUGUCCAGUCCUCUGCUCCAAAACAGACCUGUCCCCCACAGACCCCAUGUCUCUGGCCCGGUUAAGGAGUGUGUCAGUGGUGUUGGUGGACUACUCCAGGACACAAGGACGGCAAAGGAAGGACGAAGAGAACCAUACAGAACAGCCAGAGACCCGAAAACGAUCAUCUGCCUCAUCCCCGGAGUUCCCAGCAUCCCCCUCCAUCUCGGGAACAGAGAAAGAGAAAUGCAAAAACUACUCCUGUUCUGUGUGUGACAAAACCUUCCACUUUUGGACUCAGUUCAGGCUUCAUCAAUAUGGUCACACAGGAAGGAGGCCUUACUGCUGCGCCCUGUGUGGCAAGAGGUUUACUCAAAAGGGAAGUCUCAAAGUACACCAGCGCACUCACACAGGAGAGAGGCCGUACCACUGUACUCUGUGUGGAAAGAGUUUUACUCAAGAGGGAAAUCUCAAACUACACCAGCGCACUCACACAGGAGAGAGGCCGUACCACUGUACUCAGUGUGGCAAGAGUUUUACUCGAGAGGGAAGUCUCAAAGAACACCAGCGCACUCACACAGGAGAGAGGCCGUACCACUGUACUCAGUGUGGCAAGAGUUUUACUCGAGAGGGAAUUCUCAAAGAACACCAGCGCACUCACACAGGAGAGAGGCCGUACCACUGUACUCAGUGUGGCAAGAGUUUUACUCGAGAGGGAAGUCUCAAACAACAUCAGCGCAUUCACACAGGAAAGAGGCCGUACCACUGUACUCAGUGUGACAAGAGGUUUAUUCAAGAGGGAAGUCUCAAACUACACCAGCGUGUUCACACAGGAGAGAGGCCGUACCACUGUACUCUGUGUGGCAAGAGUUUUAAUAUUUUGGGAAAUCUUAAAAAACACCAGCGCAUUCACACAGGAGAGAGGCCAUACCACUGUACUCUGUGUGGAAAGAGUUUUACUCAUAAGGGAAAUCUUACAAAACACCAGCGCAUUCACACAGCCAUUGCAAGAUCUGGUUUAAACACAGAAGGCAGACCCUGAAGAAUUGUCCCAAGUGAUAAGCCAUUGGAAGAGCUGAUAGAAUUCUGUAAAUGCUUAGAAAAGGUGCUUCAGUGCUUCCUUUCUGAUCUCCUUUAGCAUAGGGUACACUGGACCAUCCUUUACCAAAGAAAAGGAGAUGAUGUCGUCCCACAUUGUGGCAACAACAUCUAAAGACCCAUGUCAAUAACAUCUGCCGUCAAAUAACUAUGUAGCCUAAUGUAAGUGCAGUUGGGUUCUCUCAUUGUCUUUUCCUAAGUCCUCAUGAAAAGCAGUUAGGAAAGGAUAAAGGACAUCAUUUUCUUUUUUACUAUCUGACUGAUCAGCAUCAUGAUUGGGUUAUGGUGAGGCACCAUUCUGGAACUAAUACACCACCAUUCUGGAACUAAUACAGCACCAUUCUGGAACUAAUACAGCACCAUUCUGGAACUAAUACAGCACCAUUCUGGAACUAAUACAGCACCAUUCUGGAACUAAUACACCACCAUUCUGGAACUAAUACAGCACCAUUCUGGAACUAAUACAGCACCAUUCUGGAACUAAUACAGCACCAUUCUGGAACUAAUACAGCACCAUUCUGGAACUGCCCUGGAGAGAGUCUGUCCAGGAACAUGGUGUGGGGAGUCACUGGGUAUUUCAUGUCCAUGUAUUAUUUCAAAUCAGUUG
This is a messenger RNA of Clupea harengus (Atlantic herring), 2979 nucleotides long. Its product is annotated as zinc finger protein 436-like. The record is from RefSeq and is a predicted model, not a curated record. NCBI's taxonomy places the organism in Eukaryota, Metazoa, Chordata, Actinopteri, Clupeiformes, Clupeidae. The transcript has 9 exons. Bases 343 to 2316 code for a protein of 657 amino acids.